AUGCCCUUUCUCACCCUCAGCAUGGAUGCCUUAGCUGGGCUGAUCCUCAAGUCGCAGGAGCUCCCUUGGGGCUACGCGGGCUGCUACUUCCUUGGAGGGGUCUUGGGCAUGACCGGGGGCUGGGGGAUGGUAGUGAUGUGGCUUGCCGUGCGCCUCUGUGACAUACCAGUUGGCACGUCGACUUCCCCACUCCUGGAUCAUGGUUGGACACUGUUGAUCUUCCUUGGCUUCGUGGUCCUCAGCUUCUCGGGGGUCUUGGUCAGCGUUCGGGCCUACCAAGCUGGCCUGGUUCCUGCAGGGCUCUGGUUCCUCAGCACCUGCUUCCUCCUGUGCCUCACCCGUGGUGGCUGGGAGCGGUCUUCUUCUGAAGUACCAUCUAUCACUGAAGCAUCAGCAGUCGCGCCUGCUGCAGAAGACUCAGUUGCCCAGCCAUUAGAGACCCCGCCCGACGCAGACAAUGUCAAAAAUGACACUUGA
Symbiodinium natans is the source of this 477-nucleotide messenger RNA. NCBI's taxonomy places the organism in Eukaryota, Dinophyceae, Suessiales, Symbiodiniaceae. The record is from the annotation of a GenBank genome assembly.